Messenger RNA from Drosophila ficusphila, 1612 nucleotides. It is a transcript of the gene mtTFB2, whose product is annotated as dimethyladenosine transferase 2, mitochondrial. The coding region runs from base 68 to 1432 and encodes 454 amino acids. The record is from RefSeq and is a predicted model, not a curated record. Gene Ontology annotation, molecular function: rRNA (adenine-N6,N6-)-dimethyltransferase activity; mitochondrial transcription factor activity. Gene Ontology annotation, cellular component: mitochondrial matrix. Lineage: Eukaryota; Metazoa; Arthropoda; Insecta; Diptera; Drosophilidae. The transcript has 4 exons. Gene Ontology annotation, biological process: rRNA methylation; transcription initiation at mitochondrial promoter.
ACUGUUGCUUGUAAACAAACGAAAAGUUAACUUUGAUUUCGAUUUGGUUUUUUAAUCGUCCUAAGAAAUGCUGCCCAUGCGAUUUAGUUGGUCCCUGGCCAGGGCCAACUAUGGCACCAAGGCCAGAAGGGAACUGGUGUCCCGCUACAGUAGCGAAUUCCCGGAGAAGCUGCUCAGCCGGAAGCAAAAGGUGCCCACUCACAUGUAUUUGGCGAAUGCAGAAGCUGCCCAAAGGAUUGGCCAGCACUUAGAGCCCCACUUUCAGAGCUCUGGUUGUGAUACUGUAAUGGAAUUGAACUCCGGAGCGGGGCACUUUACCCGCCAUCUGCUAGACAGAGAAUCCCAGUUUCGGAAAAUCAUUCUGCUGGAGAGCAUGGAUCACUUUAUGCCUAGACUCCAGGAGCUGCAUGCGCUAUAUCCGGAGCGCGUGAAAGUCCGCCAAGGGGAUUUUGUGAACCUCUGGAAGUUGGUGUACAUGGACAAAAUGGACGGAGGUUCUAGGGUGGCGGAUCUGCUUAAUGAUGUGCCCCAAAAAGCUUUCAAGGAUGAUAUCAAUAUGCUUGUCUUCGGAGCCGUGGGGUCGUACCCGUUCUUCAAGCAUUUGAUCAACUCUCUCAUCUUCCAGACCAGCCUAUUCAAUUGGGGACGUUGUGAGAUGAUCCUCGCCAUGCCGCCGCCCAUUUACAUACACCUCACCUGCAACAAUGAGAUUGGUUACCUCAUCUACCGAUCGACCAGCGUGCUGUUCCAAAUACUCUUCGAGCACAAGUUUAUAGCCAAAGUUCCACGUGAGGAUUUUCUGCCGCAGCAGUCCGACUACAGUCCUACCAAAGGCAGCAAGCUAGGAAAGGUGCGCUCCAUUAAUCCGGAGUAUCUGUACCUGGUUAAGUUUUCCCCUCGUCGCAAUCUCCACGAGCUGUGCCAGCCUCAUGAUCUUCCCGCCCUUUGGUUCUUUAUAAAGCAAAACUUUGUGAGCCGCCGCAAUCGAAUAAUACCCAAUUUAGAAAAAUGGGCCCCCGGCUGCGGACCUCGACUGAUCAUCAAUCCUCAUGCCUCAGAGCGCGUGACGCCUACCUACCCUGAUGAGUCGCCCAAGAAACUGCCACAGUAUUCCUGUCAGAGCACCUCAAUGAACACCAGGAACUACUAUCCAGGCAUUAACAUCUACACCCAGUUCGGAGAUCUUCAGCCUAGCCAAGCGCUGACACUCUUCAGUCAGUUUCGUCAAUGGCCGGAGUACGCAGAGAGCUCCUUCCUUGCCUCGCUGGAGAAUGCUUUGCUUAAGCUUGAGACUGCCAACGACGAACAGAAUCUGGAGGACGGAGUCACGCUGCCGGAAGAAGAUGACGCUGAAGCGGACGAGAUAAUCGAAGAGGAAAGUCCCGAACCUGCUGCCACUCCAACGAAGAGCCGAAGGAAAGCCAAAUCCUAAUUUUUGGUAAUGCAAAAGCAUUAUUAUUGUUGGCUUUGGUUAAGUAAAAAUAUCUCUUUCAAUGGAAUCCCCUGUGAAAUGAGAUGCCUUUUGUUUAAGGUUACAUCCAUUAUUCAACGAGUAGUUUUAGCACUGAUUCGCAUUAAACUUAUUGAAAUACAAAAUGAAUUAAUUUGUGAA